AUGACAAAGCAAAAAUUGAAACUUUCGUUUGAAAUUUUCUAUGACAAGGUGUACCUCUUUACUUGUCCAAGUCAAAGUGAAUAUGACGACUGGAUGAGCACUCUUCCAGUUUUAAUGAAAGUGUACGGAACAUAUAAAUAUCCACUUGCAUGUGCAGUGAGCAAAUCGGGUUGGCGAUUUCCUCUUCCUGUGUAUCGUUCCAUUGAGUACUUAACUACAACACAAGGAUAUUUGUCCAAUGGUAUCUUUCGAAUGUGUGCGUCGUACAAAGACACGGGGCGAGUGCGCCAAAUAUUUGAUGGGGAUCAAGACAUUCAAAUUGCGGAGUUUAAACUCGCAGAUGUCGCAUCUUCUAUUAUCAAAGAGUAUUUACGCGAGCUUCCCAACCCCCUUAUUCCAUUCAACUGUUACACUUCUUUUAUUCAAAUCGGAAAAUUGGAAGGUGAAAAUCGUCAAAAUGAAAUGAAAAAACUGAUUGAAAGUCUUCCUCCAGUCAAUCAAAAUACGUUAUGGUACUUAAUGCAAUUUGUCCAUUUGGUAGCACAACAUACAGAAGAAAACCAAAUGAAUUCAAUUAACCUCGGGACAUGUCUGGGACCAACUAUAUGCAGAGCACCUCCACAAGAAUCCGCUAAAGAAAUAGAAAACACUAAAUUAGUGAUCGACUCAUUCACUAUAUUGGUCGACUGCUAUGACUUUGUCUUCAAUGAAGUCAUUAAAACGAAUCAAGAACUCGGCCUCGACCCUCCUAAAUACCCCGCCGUUAUCCCACACCCUCCAGUCCCGUAUGAAAAAAUUACAGAGGAAAUCCACAAGGAAGCCCUUGAACGACAAAAACGUAUUGAGGCGGGUAGACCCCGUCGACUCGU
This is a messenger RNA of Entamoeba invadens IP1, 869 nucleotides long. Its product is annotated as N-chimaerin, putative. The record is from RefSeq and is a predicted model, not a curated record. Lineage: Eukaryota; Evosea; Mastigamoebida; Endamoebidae. Gene Ontology annotation, biological process: signal transduction; regulation of GTPase activity. The annotation marks the transcript as partial. The transcript has a single exon. Gene Ontology annotation, cellular component: cytoplasm.